Molecule: messenger RNA, 2413 nt
Organism: Punica granatum (pomegranate)
Lineage: Eukaryota; Viridiplantae; Streptophyta; Magnoliopsida; Myrtales; Lythraceae
Source: RefSeq, a predicted model, not a curated record
AUACCGAAUCAAGUGGCAGUUCCGUGAUCAUGCGUAGAGAACAUCGCCACUCGGCUGCGAUCUGAUGCUUCCCCUCCGCUAGUGUCUCCCGCCGCAGACUUCCACUGAUUUCACAAAGCAGUCCCAGAGUUUCCCCUUUAGCUGGAAACCGCCGCCGCCGGGGAGGGGUUGAAGAGAGGGAUGGGGAUCGAGGAAGGGUGAAAAGGCUUGAUGGGUCUCUGCAGCUCCAAGAAGUUGCCGACAGGCGCUAUCAGCCCUCAGAAGCACCGCUUUCGGAACCCCGGUCAGGAUUUUCCGGGCCACAAAUCAGCACCAGCCAUGUCUGCGCCACCAGUGAAACUGCAUAUUCAAGAACGUCAUGUAGUUAUAGACAAUGGCAUACUUCAGGUCACCUUGUCUAAGCCAGAUGGAAUCGUCACGGGAAUACGAUACAAUGGCAUUGAUAAUUUACUCGAGAUCUGUAACCAGGAAACCAAUAGAGGGUACUGGGACCUUGUCUGGAGUGCACCAGGUAGCAGGGGGAUAUUUGAUGUGAUUAAAGGAACGAGUUUCAACAUAGUAGUGAACAAUGAAGAACAGGUUGAACUCUCAUUUGUGAGAACAUGGGAUUUCUCGCUUGAAGGCAAGUACGUUCCACUAAAUAUAGAUAAGAGGUUCAUUGUGCUUCGUGGCUCCUCGGGUUUUUACUCCUAUGGCAUUUACGAGCAUCUGCCUGAGUGGCCACCUUUUGAGAUUGGUGAAACGAGGAUCACUUUCAAACUUCGAAAAGACAAGUUUCAGUUUAUGGCCAUUGCAGAUGAUAAGCAAAGGAAAAUGCCACUACCUGAUGAUCGGAUGCAUGGGAGAUGCCAAACCCUGGCCUACCCGGAAGCCGUCCUUCUUGUCAAUCCCGUUGAUCCUGAACUUAAAGGAGAGGUGGAUGACAAGUACCAGUAUUCGCUACCCAACAAAGACAUCCUUGUCCAUGGUUGGAUGAGCUUCAACCCACCCGUGGGGUUCUGGCAAAUCACACCUAGCAAUGAGUUCCGAUCCGGUGGGCCCCUUAAACAGAACCUAACCUCUCACGUGGGACCCACAACCCUCGCUAUGUUUCUCAGCGGCCAUUAUGCGGGAAAGGACCUUGAGCCCAAGUUUGGACCAAGAGAGCCAUGGAAGAAAGUCUUUGGUCCUGUGUUCAUUUAUGUAAAUUCUGCAACUCGUGGAGAUGACCCGAGAUUGCUGUGGGAUGACGCCAAAAUGCAGAUGAUGACUGAAGUUGAAAGCUGGCCCUACAGCUUCCCAGCUUCUGAAGAUUUCCUCAAGUCUCACCAAAGGGGUAAUGUCAGAGGCAGGCUUUUAAUCCUAGAUAGGUACAUGAGCGACGGCUUUAUUUCGGCAGAUGGUGCCUAUGUUGGAUUGGCUCUUCCUGGAGAUUUUGGAUCAUGGCAAAGAGAAUGCAAGGGAUAUCAAUUUUGGACCCAAGCAGACAAGCAGGGGACAUUCUGCAUAAAAAAUAUAUGUCCUGGUGACUACAAUCUAUAUGCAUGGGUCCCUGGAUUUAUCGGAGAUUACCGCAAUGAUGCUAUCAUCUCCAUUGCUUCAGGUAUGGACAUCGACAUGGGUGACCUCGUAUUCAAGCCUCCGAGAGAGGGGCCCACUUUGUGGGAAAUUGGCAUCCCUGACCGCUCGGCAGCUGAGUUUUAUAUCCCUGACCCAAACCCAAUGCACAUAAAUAGACUUUACGUUAACCAUCCAGAAAGGUAUAGGCAGUAUGGACUAUGGAAUAGAUACAUGGAGCUAUAUCCCAAUGACGAUUUGAUCUACACAAUCGGCUUAAGCGACUAUAGGAAAGGUUGGUUUUUCGCCCAAAUCCCGAGGCAGAAAGAGGAUGACACACACCACGGAACAACAUGGCAAAUCAAAUUCAAUCUCAAUUGUGUUGACCGAAGCAAUGGGUACAAGUUACGUGUGGCGAUCGCCUCAGCAACCUUGGCAGAGCUUCAGGUUCGGGUCAACGAUCCGAAUGCAAGAAGGCCACUUUUCACAAGUGGGUUAAUAGGGAGAGACAACUCUGUCGCUAGGCACGGGAUUCAUGGGAUUUACUGGCUCUUCAGCGCGAACAUCCCUGGGAAUAUGCUGGUGGAAGGCGAAAACACGGUGUUUCUGACACAGCCGAGGUGCCAGAGCCCAUUUCAGGGGAUCAUGUACGAUUACAUUCGUCUUGAAGGCCCCCCUUCUGAUGCUGCUGCGCUAUAGGUUAUGUCAGGAUUAAUAAGUCGAGAAACUCAAUGUGAUGCGAGUCAUGCGACAUAAGUAUUUCUCGGUGAUUUCUACAUCUCUUACCGGAGAAUAAUUCAUGAUUUUCAUUAUAUACAUCUCUUUGUUAUUUCGAAAAGGUAAAAUACAAAAAAACGAACAAAUAUUUUGGAAUGUA